AUAAAAUGUGAUAAUGGGAUUCGAUUCAGCUUCCCCACUCCAUUCUUGAAUUGAUGUCAUACGAUGAAUAGUGGAUGAUAUUGUGAAUUGCACAAAUUGUUCAACUUCCUUCGGUCCUUCGUAACGACAGUGUGAUUUUUUUAUUCGAAUUUUAAGUGAAAGUGAACAAGAAAAUGGCUUUAAAAGUUCUAGUAGGACAAAAAAUAAUGAACGAGGUGAUUCGUUACAAGCCUCCAGCGCCGGCUGUUAAAAAAUCACCAGCAACAGGUCAGACCACCCCAACCAUUAUCAAGCCUGGCCAAGUUGAUUGGAGAGUCCUCGUGGUUGAUAAGCUGGCGAUGCGGAUGGUGUCAGCUUGCUGUAAAAUGCACGAGAUCAGCGCUGAAGGAAUAACUCUUGUGGAAGAUCUGAAUAAGAAACGCGAACCGUUGGCAUCAAUGGAGGCGAUCUAUCUGAUUACGCCAUCUGAAGAGUCCGUUCGCACCCUGAUGCGUGAUUUCGAGCAUCCAAAUCGUCCUUUGUACAAGGCAGCACAUGUUUUCUUCACAGAAGUAUGCCCUGAGGAAUUGUUUAACGAUUUAUGUAAAUCAUGUGCCGCAAAAAAGAUAAAAACUUUAAAGGAGAUCAACAUUGCUUUCCUUCCAUAUGAGAGCCAGGUAUUCUCGCUUGAUUCGCCGGACACAUUUCAAUGUUUCUACUCGCCAAUUUUCGUCUCUGCUCGUUCCAAAAACAUGGAUCGUAUUGCUGAACAGCUAGCUACUCUGUGCGCAACACUUGGAGAAUAUCCUCAAGUCCGGUAUCGAAGUGACUGGGAUAAAAAUGUAGAAUUGGCCGCUUUGGUUCAACAGAAGUUAGAUGCCUACAAAGCGGAUGAACCAACGAUGGGCGAAGGCCCAGAAAAAGCACGGUCUCAACUGUUGAUCUUGGAUCGUGGCUUCGAUUGUGUGUCACCCAUCCUGCAUGAACUCACAUUCCAAGCAAUGGCCUAUGAUUUAUUACCAAUUACGAAUGAUGUAUAUCGUUACACGCCUACACCCCAGUCGGCCGAAAAAGAAGUGUUGUUGGAUGAGAACGAUGAACUUUGGGUAGCCAAUCGCCACUCCCAUAUUGCUGUUGUAACACAGGAGGUCACACAGAAUUUAAAAAGGUUUACAGAAUCUAAACGUAUGACAGCAAGUGAUAAACAGACGAUGCGCGACUUAUCCCAGAUGAUCAAGAAGAUGCCCCAGUAUCAGAAGGAACUUUCCAAAUAUGCGACGCAUUUACACUUGGCUGAGGAUUGUAUGAGAUGCUAUCAAAGCUAUGUGGAUAAGCUAUGUCGAGUAGAGCAGGAUUUGGCUAUGGGGACCGACGCUGAAGGAGAAAAAAUAAAGGAUCAUAUGCGCAACAUUGUGCCUAUUCUGUUGGAAAAGGUAGAUGCCAAGAGUAUCUCAAAUUACGAUAAAGCUAGAAUUAUUGCGCUUUAUGUCAUGAUCAAAAAUGGAAUAUCAGAGGAAAAUUUGACAAAACUUUUUACACAUGCUCAGCUUCCACCUAAGUAUCAGGAUAUGAUCCGUAACCUAAGUUUUUUGGGAGUUAACGUUAUUGCCGAUAGCACACGUAAAAAGGCCUAUGCAGUGUCAAGAAAGGAAAGAAUCACCGAGCAUACAUACCAAAUGUCCCGCUGGACGCCUCUUAUAAAGGAUAUUAUGGAAGACUGUAUUGAAGACAAAUUGGAUUCCCGACAUUUCCAAUUCUUAGCGGGUCGUACACAGAAUAUUUCCUAUCGUGCACCAACGAGUGCUAGAUAUGGACAUUGGCACAAGGAUAAAUCACAAGCUGCCGUUAAGAAUGUCCCCCGAUUGAUUGUCUUCAUUGUGGGUGGUAUGAGUUUUUCAGAAAUGCGAUGUGCAUAUGAAGUGACGAAUUCAGUUAAAAAUUGGGAAGUUAUAAUUGGAUCAUCGCAUGUUUUAACGCCCGAAGUAUUUCUGAGUGACCUGGGAUGCUUAGCCAAAGAAGAUUAAAUGUCUAUUCAGAGGAGAUAAUUUCGCACAAAAUCAAAAGCAGAAACUACCCCAUUAAAGCUGGUACAGCUGGAAUGCAUAAAUGUUCAAUUAUUAAUACUACAUAUAUAAAUAAUAUGAAGAAAUCAUAUCUGUGUAGCUUUUUAGGGAAAUGGUCAACUCUUUUGAGUUUGAGUAGAAUGUGGAUAUAGAGAACUAUUUGAAAAAGUAUAUGUGCCCCACGAUAAUAGACGAAUUUAAAUUCCUGACAGUUGAUUUCAUGUAGGCUGCAUUUUAAUUACCCUGAAUUUUACAAUUACUGAAUUAUUUGAAAAUAGAACUGGUCCCAAACCACAUUAAGAUAAUUUUAAUCAAAUGCGCGAUUUAUACCGUACCCAAAUGACAUGGUUUCUUCCCACAUAUCUGCAUUAAAAUUGAAUUCGAAUCAGGGCUCUCGUGCUUCCGAUUGUAGCACUUAAAGUUUAAGACACUUUUCACCUGCGUCAAAAGGCUAGGGGAUGUUUUGAAUGACGCUUCCAGCAUACCAAAGGUAGCAUUUCCAUCGGAGUCAUCAGUGUUGAAUGAAUGAGACUUGGUUUGGGACUAUCAAUCAUAUAUAAAUCUAUACAAAUGGACCAAUCAAAUAUGAGAGUAGAAUGUUACAAAGCACACAAGAUAAGUACAAAAAUUAGAAAUUAUAAUAGAUGAUUGAGAUAUCCACGACAAUGCGGCUGAGGGUGCUUUGUUUCUGAUAGAAUUUGAUAAAAUAUAUGAUUCAGUUACGUAUUUUUUUCCCAUUUCUGCAAUUGGUUUUGUUAAACAUCAAAUAAUUUUGUAUGUGCCGAGUUUUCGGUAGCUUGUAAUAAAUGUAGAAUAUUACUAAUUACUAAUAAAUGGAGUGA
This is a messenger RNA of Hermetia illucens (black soldier fly), 2884 nucleotides long. RefSeq names its product protein ROP-like. The record is from RefSeq and is a predicted model, not a curated record. Gene Ontology annotation, cellular component: secretory granule; plasma membrane. Lineage: Eukaryota; Metazoa; Arthropoda; Insecta; Diptera; Stratiomyidae. Gene Ontology annotation, molecular function: syntaxin binding. Bases 174 to 2003 code for a protein of 609 amino acids. Gene Ontology annotation, biological process: intracellular protein transport; neurotransmitter secretion; vesicle-mediated transport. The transcript is spliced from 10 exons.